Messenger RNA from Opisthorchis viverrini, 372 nucleotides. RefSeq lists its product as hypothetical. NCBI's taxonomy places the organism in Eukaryota, Metazoa, Platyhelminthes, Trematoda, Opisthorchiida, Opisthorchiidae. Bases 1 to 372 code for a protein of 123 amino acids. The record is from RefSeq and is a predicted model, not a curated record. The transcript has 4 exons.
AUGUGCAUCACUUUAGUGCGUGGACAUCAUCGUUCGGUGCUUCACCUUAUUGCCUUCGUGUUCACAGGCAUUGAGCAAUGUUCUUCUAACGAAUAUGUUAGAAAUUGUCGUGAACACGUGCCUUCGGAGAAUCACUGUCCCCUGGUAAAUUUGGACACCAACAUUGGCCGACCUCGACAAUUUCAAUUUUUACUGGCGAGUGGCUCUCGUUUUCUUCCCAUACAUUAUUGGCUAGAGCACAAAUUUUCUGACCGGAAGGUCCGUGGUUCGAACCCGACCUCUGCCUCUCGGCUUUCCUUGUCUAGGCUUGGGCAAUCUGGCAAUAUCCCAGACCUCGUGCUUCUUUCGGGUGGCAUGGCAGCUAAGUACUGA